Molecule: messenger RNA, 1265 nt
Organism: Anastrepha obliqua
Lineage: Eukaryota; Metazoa; Arthropoda; Insecta; Diptera; Tephritidae
Gene: mora
Product: cysteine and histidine-rich domain-containing protein morgana
Exons: 5
Coding region: 167-1255 (362 amino acids)
Source: RefSeq, a predicted model, not a curated record
GACCAAAUCAACAUUCGCCUUGAUUUAUCCAACUGACAUUUCGGAACUUCAAAAUUGUGCAUUUUAGCUUUUGGAAUAGUGGCCAUACAAAAACGUGCAUAAAAACGCUUUUUAUUUAUAAAAUCGCUGAACCAAUCAAUAAAAAAUUAUCCAGAAAACAGAGAAAAUGGAACAGUGUUACAACCGCGGUUGCGGGCAAACUUUUGACCCAGAAAAAAAUACUGACGAAUCCUGCUGUCAUCAUCCUGGAGCGCCUUACUUUCAUGACGCCUACAAAGGUUGGUCGUGUUGCAAAAAGAAAUCUGUAGAUUUUACCGAAUUUUUGAGCAUGAAAGGUUGCACGCUCUCAAAACAUUCAAACAUCAAACCACCCGAGCCGGAAAAGCCUCAAAAGAGCGAUAAAAACGAGGUGAUAGAAGUACGACCGCCUAUUAGGGAAUCAAUGCAACGUCCGCCAAUUGAAACGCCAAUGAUUCAUGUGCAACCAAGUGUCGCGCAGGCGGUGUUAGAUGCAAUAGAUUCAAUUCAAAUACAACGCGAUCGUUCUAGUGAAGACACUGCCUUAGCCACUGGCGCCGUCCCAGUGGGCACCGCCUGUAAGAAUAAAGGCUGCACGAACUCAUAUAACGGCACAACUGCCGAUAAUGGAGAGUGCGUUUACCAUCCGGGUGUGCCAAUCUUCCACGAAGGCAUGAAGUACUGGUCCUGCUGCCAACGAAAAACAUCCGACUUCUCUGCAUUUAUGGCACAAAAGGGUUGUGCAUGCGGUGAGCACAAAUGGUUCAAAGAGGAGGACGACAAGCAAGCAGUAAAUUGCCGUUACGAUUGGCAUCAAACAGCCACCACCGUCAAUGUGUCCAUAUAUGCCAAAAAGUACCAUUAUAAAUUAAGCAAGAUUGAAGUGAGUCCAAUACGCCUGCAUGUGAAUCUGGUGUUUCCGGAACAGCAGGAUGCACAAUUCGAUUUGGAAUUAGAGUUACGUGGCAUAAUUGAUGUGAGUAAAACUACGGCUCAUAUGUUUGGCACAAAAGUGGAGAUAAUUAUGCCAAAGGCCGAACCUGGGUCAUGGCCGAAACUAGAUUUCCCACGCGAAAAAUUGCCACCCGUACGCAAGCCAAAUGAAUCGAAAAUUAUUACUUCAAAUCAGCGAAAAACAUCAGAUUCCGAUGACGGUUUUAAUCUGGAUGACAUUGAAACAGUAAACAUGGGCGUUAGGCUCACCGAUAUUAGUGACAAUAAAAACAAUUUGGACUAAAAGUCUUGCA